AUGAGUCACAAUCAUACUUCUGACCCUCAGUUAAAUACAAGUGAAGGCGCUCAAAGUACAAAUAAUGCGGAAGAAAUAGAAGAAAUUGAGGGUAGUAGUGGCCAAGCUGGCUUAAGUAGUGGUAGCCAAACCCUCGGAGAGUUUUACAAAGAAAUGAUUCGUUCAAUAAGAGACAAUCUAACAGCACUCAAAGAUUUAUAUAAAAGAACACUGACCGUAGAAAUAGAAGAUGAGAGUUCUCGAAUGUCACGACAAAUUGAUUUAUUGAUUUCUGAGACAAGCCGAAUAAGCAGCCAAAUUAGCCACAAAUUGGCAGUUAUGGAGCAAAGUAACAAAUCACUCGAAGGACAAGAUCAAGCGCGAAAGAGAUUAACACAAAAGCAUGCGACCUUAGCAAAAUCAUUUAUGGAUGAAAUGACAAAAUAUCGUAGGAUGCAGAUGGAAAAUGCUGGAAAGUAUAGAAAUAAAAUUGCAGAGGAAUAUCGUAAAGUGAAUCCUGAUGCCACACAAGAAGAAAUCGAUCAACUUAUAGAUAAUGACAUAAAUAAGAUACAAUCAUCAGAACAGUCCAAUCAGUCGCGCACAAUUCUUGCAGAAAUUAAAGACCGCCAACGUGAUGUUCGACGGAUUGAAAAAUCAAUAAAUGAGUUAAAUAAAAUGUUUAGCGAAGUUCAAGCAUUAGUAAUAGAAAAAGACGAUACGGUUCACACUACUAAAUUUAUCGAAGUAACGGACAUAUCACCAAGUGAACAAAUCGAAUUCGAACUCCCAAAAAAACGAAAAAGG
Molecule: messenger RNA, 786 nt
Organism: Racocetra fulgida
Lineage: Eukaryota; Fungi; Glomeromycota; Glomeromycetes; Diversisporales; Gigasporaceae
Source: the annotation of a GenBank genome assembly